Molecule: messenger RNA, 1107 nt
Organism: Trametes versicolor FP-101664 SS1
Lineage: Eukaryota; Fungi; Basidiomycota; Agaricomycetes; Polyporales; Polyporaceae
Exons: 1
Coding region: 1-1107 (368 amino acids)
Source: RefSeq, a predicted model, not a curated record
AUGACCGGCACAAACGAGGACUUCGAUCUCCCCCGUUGGCACACCCAGUCCAUGCACGACAACCUCUCUUCCUCGGCGCAGGCGGCCCAGUCGGCGGCACAGGCGUCGUACAUCUACCCCCAGGGCCCGCCACCACAAGCACCGAAUCGUCUGCCGCCCAUCCACCAGCCGCCUUCAAGCUCUUCAAGGCAGCCCCGCAUCAACCAGCUCCUCGAUGAAGAUCAGCAGUACAGUCUCAACACGUCUCCGUACUCCACUGGUGGACUGGCCCGUAGUCUCUCGCUGGGGAAUUCGUCGAACGCUUCAUCGAGGGGACGUCGGCAUCAUCUUCAAGAUGACCUGGAGGGUGCGUUCCAUGUAGACGGCGACACGAGCCAGAGACACACACCGCAAUCUCUCUAUCCGCCGCCCAUUGCCUACCCCGGUGCUCCGCAGGGUGGAGGAUCCAACUCGGCCGGGUCUGCGGGUGCUGCUGAUCCGUAUCAGGAUGCCUAUUACGCCGGUCCUACGAUCCACACGCCCAAGAGAAGCCAAACGCAGCACGAUUCUAGCUCGUCGCGGGCCCCCCGGUCUCCGCAUAGGGCUCCGCAAUCCAACAGUCUGCUCGACCCGUACUCGCCACAGCAGUACUCCUCGCCGUCAUCGAACUCUUACCCGUACUCGCCGACGACGGAGCAGAAACCGUUCAUCGGAGGUGCGUAUCAGACAGGCGAGCAGAAGCCGUUUGCGGGGAGUGGCUACCAGACGACGGACCAGAAACCGUUCGCCACGAGCGGUUACCAAUCACAAACCCAUUCGCGCUCGCACUCGCAGGUCAAGCGGGAGGCGGUUUCGCCGCCAGUACCCGCGUAUUCGCCACAAUCCGGUGGACCGCCUUCUCUGUACUCGGGCGGCUACUCCACGGAUACCACCAGUCCCGCGCCAUCUGCGAAUAGUCUAUCGGCGCAACGGCACCCCCGCAGACAUCCGUGUCGCAACCGGCGACGCCUUUGCGUUCAGUCACUCUCCGCACGGCUCGGCCCAGUUUUUCGCACAAGAACACCAACCUAUGACUGUGGAACCACCACCGCCGAAGCGCAGAGCGUCUGGCCUGAGACGUAUACGUGA